Messenger RNA from Salvelinus fontinalis (brook trout), 9080 nucleotides. Its product is annotated as protein O-GlcNAcase-like. NCBI's taxonomy places the organism in Eukaryota, Metazoa, Chordata, Actinopteri, Salmoniformes, Salmonidae. Gene Ontology annotation, molecular function: beta-N-acetylglucosaminidase activity. The record is from RefSeq and is a predicted model, not a curated record. The transcript has 18 exons. Gene Ontology annotation, biological process: glycoprotein metabolic process. The coding region runs from base 513 to 3266 and encodes 917 amino acids.
GAUCCAGUCUCCUGAACAUGCGCAGUCGGUGUAAACAGGAAGAAUCUGCGGAAACUAGGGCUAAUCUAAAAGACUAGUAGAGAUAUUCACAGGAACAAAUAUAUACUUUAUUAAUCGUAAAUGUAUUUUUUGUUGUUGCGCACAAGUAUGUCAACAAAUAUGCAAUAUGACAUAAUAUUAUUCUAAAUUAAGUAUUUUUGCACAGCGGAAGGCAGCAUUGCUAGCAACGUUAGCCAACGAGCAAGCUAACGUUACCUAUUCAUAUUUUGACAGAUUGGUAACUGAAGCUAGCUAACAUCUAGCUGUCGUUUCGUUUUACUAGAAACUUGUUUGCGUGAAUCUAAUUUGGACGGACAAGUCGAACAAUAUUUAUUGUGUUCUGCGGCCUGUGAGCAUAUCCUCCAAUUCCUCGCUAUCACCGGAGUUUCAGAUCAGAUUCCCCUCUGGUUCAAUUUUUUUUCUUCCUCUCAACCCUGUCUGGUGCUAGCUACGAGAACAGACCGUCUGUAGAAAUGGUUCAGAAAGACACACCGGUGGUGGAUACGUCUCAAGCGGAGACUGAAGCGAGCCCAUGUUCGGGGCCAUCUAAGGCUGGUUCCGAAGCAUCUGGCCUCGUGGAAGAACCGAUAAACAUAGAGGUGGAGCUGUCGGGCCGCAGGAAAUUCAUCAGUGGAGUCGUGGAGGGCUUCUACGGCCGGCCAUGGACAAUGGAACAAAGGAAAGAGCUGUUCAGGAGACAGCAGAAAUGGGGCUUGAACACAUACCUCUACGCUCCUAAAGAUGACUACAAGCACAGGAUGUUCUGGAGAGAGAUGUACUCAGUAGAAGAAGCAGAACAGCUGAUUACCCUGAUCAGUGCUGCAAAGGAGUAUGGGAUUGAGUUCAUCUAUGCCAUCUCCCCGGGCCUCGACAUCACCUUCUCCAACCAGAAAGAAGUGUCCACACUCAAAAGGAAACUCGACCAGGUGACUCACUUUGGCUGCAAGUCAUUUGCCUUACUGUUUGACGACAUUGACCACAACAUGUGCCCCGCCGACAAGGAAGUGUUCAGCUCCUUCGCCCAUGCCCAGGUGUCCAUCACCAACGAGAUCUUUCAGUACCUGGGAGAACCUGAGACCUUUCUCUUCUGCCCCACAGAGUACUGUGGAACAUUCUGCUACCCCAAUGUUGCCCAGUCCCCCUACCUGCACACAGUAGGAGAGAAGCUGCUGCCUGGUAUUGAAGUGCUGUGGACAGGUCCUAAGGUGGUAUCGAAAGACAUCACAGUGGAAUCAAUAGAGGAGGUCUCUAAGAUCCUGAAGAGAGCUCCGGUAAUCUGGGACAACAUCCAUGCCAACGACUACGACCAGAAGCGUCUGUUCCUGGGGCCGUACAAGGGGCGCUCCACGGAGCUCAUCCCCCGCCUCAAGGGGGUUCUCACCAACCCCAACUGUGAGUUCGAGUCCAACUUCGUAGCCAUCCACACCCUGGCCACCUGGUACAAGUCCAACAUGAACGGAGUGCGCAAGGAUGUCGCCAUGACGGAUGGAGAGGACAGUACUGUGUCUAUCCAGAUCAGGCUGGAAAAUGAGGGCAGUGAUGAGGAGUUGGAGACAGACAUGUUGUACAGCCCUCAGCUGGCCCUGAAACUGGCCCUCACAGAGUGGCUGGGGGAGUUUUUAGUGCCUCACCAGUACAACAGUCGCCAGGUACCCCAUAGCGGAGCUAAGAGUUCAGCUAUUAACGUGUCAUCACUAGGCGCCUCCUCCCUCUGCGCUGGUACUACAGUGUUCCAGCAGCCCAUCAUGGCCCCCACAGGUGCCCCCGACCCCAACAAUCACCCCAUGGCCAAGAGUCUGCAACAACAAGAGGUGGGGGAGGUGGAUGUUGAGAAGAAGGAGUCUGACGAAGAGCCCAUGGAGAUGGUUGUGGAGAAACCGUAUGAGACGGACCCAGAGCCAGACCCUGUAGCCGAGGCUGAAACUGAGACCAAGAACAGCCUGGUCCUUUUUGACAAGAUGGCGGAGGAGCUGAAGCCCAUGGACACAGACAGGGAGGUCCUAGUUCCCGAGUCCAAGUCUCCAGAGGAGGACAUUGACAUGGCCCCCAUGCAGACAGACGAACAGCUCAAACAGGAUGUUUUUGUGCUUGGUCCCAAUGAGAAGGUAUUGUACACUGCAGAGUCUCUUUCUUUGGAGGACCUGACCCUGCUGGCUGAGCUCUUCUACCUGCCCUAUGAGUACGGACCCAAGGCCCUGCACAUGCUCAAGGAGUUCAAUUGGCUACGGGCUAACUGCAGCACCGUCGGUGUCGACUGCAAGGACAAGGAGCCAGAGAAGGUAGUGGAGUGGCAGUCCCGGGCGGAGAGGUUUGAGGAGAUGUGUUGCUCGGUCAUCCAGAUGUUCACCAGGCUGUCGAACUCAGCCAACCGCACCAUCCUCUAUGACCUCUACCCCUACAUCUGGGACAUCAAGAGCAUCAUGUCCAUGGUCAAGUCCUUUGUCCAGUGGCUAGGGUGCCGUAGUCAGGCCACUGCACAGUUCCUUAGUGGAGACCAAGAGCCUUGGGCCUUUAGGGGCGGUCUAGCAGGAGAGUUCCAGAGAUUUUUGCCGAUCGACGGGGCAAACGAUCUUUUCUUCCAGCCUCCCCCCGCACUGCCAACAUCCAAAAUCUAUUCCAUCAGGCCCUGCUAUCCUAAAGAUGAGCAUGCAGUGUAUAAAAUCUGCAGAGAGAUGUACUCUGAAGGAGUGGAGGAACUGCCCUUCGGUGGAGAGGAGCCAGACCUCAUAGGAGACAGGUUAGUAGGAGGGUUCCUGAACCUGAGUCCAGACUAUGGGUUUGUCCUGGAGGAUGAGGAGGGGAUCUGUGGUUACGCGCUGGGCACCGUGGACGUCAAGCCCUUCGUCAAGAAGUGUAAGAUGAGCUGGAUCCCCUCCAUGCAGGAGAAAUACAACAAGCCUGACUGCCAGAAGGACCUCUCUGAUGCUGAGAAGAUGAUGUUGAGUUUCCACGAGGAGGAGGAGGGCCUCCCAGAGUCGUUCCUCUCCAACUUCCCUUCCCUCAUUAAGAUGGACAUCCAUGCCAAGGUCAUCGAUCCCAGCGUGGCCAAGAGCAUGAUGGGAUGCCUGCUUUCCUGCCUCAAGGCCAACGGUUCCAUCGGUGCGUUCUGUGAGGUGCGUCAGGCGGACAAGAGGAUGAUAGACUUCUACAGUAAGCUGGGCUGCUUCGAGGUCGCCAAGAUGGAGGGCUUCCCCAAAAACAUCAUCAUCAUGGGCCGCAGCCUCUGAGGACAAUGACGGCAUCACAGGGCGCCGCUUCUGAGACAGCCUGGCUAGCCAAGCAACCACGGAGCUGUGUAGAGAGCUCCGGUCAUCUGGGCCUAAGGAUAACUGUCUGUUACUUUUACAUACCUACCGAUACUUGACGAUUUUAUACUUCAACCACCUGGACUAGACGAGGCUAGAGGCAUCCCUGUUUUUAGAUAGUGAUCAGAAAUAAGACAGCCUGUACAGAUUCACUGUGCUGCCGCUAGAGGCCCAGAGCUCUGCCGGGAAUGAAGCGGAAUCCAAAACUGUAAAGAGCCAAAGUAGUCGUCUGCAGCCCUGUAAAGCCGUGUGUGUUUAUGGUGGACGGUGUCCCCUCUUGUCAUUGGUCUCCACCAGUGGAGUGGCAGUGACUGAUCCCCAUGCGGCUCUAUGAUGUAGGAGCUGGUCAGGUGCCAUCUACUCCCGUUAGCCGUUCAGACCAUGUGACCUGACUGUCAGCGGCCGAAUGGGGGUCUGUGUCUGUCUCUCACAGACAGAUGGUCAGGGGGUGUAUUUAGAUACUACUGCAUCUCAAGCUGCACUCUCUUCUCAAUGUAACACAUCAUUUUUGUCUGGUGGAAGGUAGUGCAGUGUAUACAGAAUAGGGAGUGGUUUGAGAUUUGGCCGUAUAUCCUGACGUAUAUCCUGGGGGGGGGGGGUUAGGGAAAAGGGGCCUUUGAACAGGUGGUCCCUGUAGCUUACAGAGUAAAGAGCGGUUUAUGCUUCCACCUAUACUGUAGUUUAACUCCCGAGUGGAAAAACAUUUCUCUUUGUGGUGCGUUACAGGUUCCUCAAUAGUUUGCGUAAGUGACAUACACGCAGAGGAAAGCAUACGUUUGAGUGUUCGAGGAAACUUACGGAGACUUUAGUAACGAGAGUGUUAUUUUCUGGAAAACCCACCUGAGUAGAAAUGAAUAACCUUGAAGAGAGGAAGAUGUGGAAUUGGUCACGUAUGUUUCCACUCACUAAAAAACAUGGUUCUCAGUCUUUUUCCCUUAACUCUUUGCUUUUGGCCAUGCUUUUUUACAGUGCUUUUUUUUCUGUUUUCUGUAUUGCCUUUCAAUAGGAUUUUUGUACCUGUGGAGAUCUCCAAGGGGCCUAUUGCACUGUACUGUAGAUCACCGAUGGUUAUCAUGCACACUUAUCUACUGUCAAUCCACCUGACAAAUACAUAAGGGGACAUGAGAAUGGGUGCGUUCAUUUUAGCUUGCCCGGUGCCCUGGAUGGUCUAAAAUGGGCAAACCACCAUCCCGCUGCACGCUAAAACGAACGCACCUUGCCUCAAAGGUGGGCCAUCCGAUCGAAAACGUCUCUCGGUUUUUGUCACUAAUCCAGUGCUCUGGCUCUUAAACCAAGAGAGAUGAGCCUAAUCUCAAUCGUUUUCUAAUUGUGAAAAUAGGACGAGACAAGUUUAGACGCUUCAGCACUCCCUCUAUAAUACAGCGGCUCUAUUUCUCAACUUCCACGAGAUGCGGUGCGGAUCAUUUACCACUAACCAGCUUCUUUUCCAGGAGGACAGAACGUUCCGUUAGAAAGAUACUAUGUAGAACAGGUGUGAUCCCAAUGCCAAGCAGAAUGAGGAACCACGUUGGCUUGUGUACGCCACAUGUCCAUCUGCAACGUCAUACAACAUCGCCCGCACUUGAAUGUCAAGCUGCUGAGAGGCUGCUCUUCUCCUGGUUAGGACACCACCUACAUAGACACGUCAAUUCAAACAUGCUUUUUAAAGGAAUACCUUGUUACCUGAUUUUUUUGUCUUUUGCCAGCCUGAAUGUUUAUGAUGAGUCUAAACAUCGAGCUAGUUAGAUUGCAGUCCUUUUAGUCUGCUUUAUUCAUCCAACUCAUCACCCUCUGGACUAGUAUUCUGUGGUGGACAAGUACGUACGUUUCCCAGAGAGAAUAGCAACAUGUAUCCUAGUUGUCCACUGGUAUUAAAUGAUUUACUUUUCCUUAAGUGUGUGUGUUAUAUAACAGACAUUUUGUCAUUGCUUGUGCUAUCGUGAACUUUUGCUCUUCUUUUUUUUUCUGCAUCUGCUGAUUUUAUGUUUAGCUGCAAUUUGAAAGGGCGUCAAUUAUAGGCCUACAUUGAUGAUGCAUACAUUGUUCGUUUUUUUUUGGUGGGGAGGAGUUUAUUGAUAAAAAUGGUAUACUUUGUAUGUGAAAGAAAUUGUUGUUAAUAAACAUUAACUCAUGAAAAGGUGAUAUAACUGGGUGUCGAGUUAAGUAAUCAUAUCAGGAAACAGCUGCAACAAUGUAACAGUUAUUACCGUGCAUUAGAAAAUUAUUGGUUUGGAAUCGUCUAUCAAUCUGAUCUUACUCUAUAGCACUUUUUUUGUCACAAGGUGCUUCACAGGCACAGCAACCAAUGAUGGCAAUGGCAAUCGUUCAUAUGUUUGAAAGGUGUGAUUGACAAUAGUAGGUUCAAGGAUGCUCUCGUAAGAACGGAGCGGCGUGCCAACACCAACGUAGGUACUCUCCAAUCAAGAGAGCACUUGAGGUGCACUGAAACAGCUGCAAUAAUGUAACUGUUAUUACCGUGCAUUAGCAAAUUAUUCAGACCCCUUGACUUUUUCCACAUUUUGUUACGUUAGCCUUAUUCUAAAAUCCACACAAUACCCCAUAAUGACAGAGCAAAAUCUGUUUUUUUAGAAAUGUUUGCAAAAAAAAUACUUAACUUAAAUCACAUUUUACUUAAGUAUUCACACCCUUUUCUCAGUACUUUGUUGAAACGCCUUUGGCAGCGAUUACAGCCUCGAGUCUUCUUGGAUAUGAUGCUACAAGCUUGGCGCACCUGUAUUUGGGGGGGUUUCUCCCAUUCUUCUCUGUAGAUCCUCAAGCUCUGUCCGGUUAGAUUCGGAGUGUUGCUGCACAGCUAUUUUCAGGUCUCUCGAGAGAUGUUCGAUCAGGUUCAAGUCUGAGUUCUGGCUGGGCCACUCAAGGACAUUUAGAGACUUGUCCUGAAGCCAUGCCUGCGUUGUCUUGGCUGUGUGCUUAGGGUCGUUGUCCUGUUGGAAAGUGAACAUUCACCCCAGUCUGAGAUCCUGAGUGCUCUGCCUGAGUGCUCUGUAGAAGGUUUUCAUCGGGAUUUCUCUGUACUUUGCUCCGUUCAUCUUUCCCUCGAUCCUGACUAGUCUCCCAGUCCCUGCCGCUGAAAAACAUCCCCACAGCAUAAUGCUGCCACCAUGCUUCACCGUAGGGAUGGUGCCAGGUUUCCUCCAGACGUGACGCUUGGUGUUCAGGUCAGAGUUCAAUCUUGAUUUCAUCAGACCAGAGAAACUUGUUUCUCAUUGUCAGAGUCCUUUAGGUGUCUUUUGGCAAACUCCAAGUGGGCUGUCAUGAACCUUUUACUGAGCAGUUGCUUCCAUCUGGCCACUCUACUAUGAAGGCCUGAUUGGUGGAGUGCUGCAGAGAUGGUUGUCCUGGAAGAUUCUCCCUUCUCCUCUUCUCUGUCAGAGUGACCUUCGGCUUCUUGGUCACCUCCCUGACCAAGGCCCUUCUCUGAUUGUUCAGUUUGGCCGGGCAGCUACCUCUAGGAAUUGUCUUGGUGGUUCCAAACUUCUUCCAUUUAAGAAUGAUGGAGGCCACUGUGUUCUUGGGGACCUUCAAUGCUGCAGAAAUGUUUUGGUACCCUUCCUCAGAUCUGUGCCUCGACACAAUCCUGUCUCGGAGCUCUACAGACAAUUCCUUGGACCUCAUGUCUUGGUUUUUGCUCUGACGUGCACUGUCAACUGUGGGACCUUAUAUAGACAGGUGUGUGCUUUUCCAAGUCAUGUCCAAUCAAUUGAAUGUACCACAGGUGGACUCCAAUCAAAUUGUAGAAACAUCUCAAGGAUGAUCAAUGGAAACAGGAUGCACCUAAACUCAAUUUAGCGUCUCAUAACAAAGGGUGUGAAUACUUAUGUAGAUAAGGUAUUUGUUUUUUUAUUUGUAAUAAAUUAGCAAACGUAUCUAAACCUGUUCACUUUGUCAUUAUGGAGUAUUGUGUGUAGAUUUAUUUUUAUUUUUAAUCCAUACUUUCCAACUUUCCGUUUCCCAGAUCAUUAAUAAAAUGGAGAACAACACAGGAGCUAAAAUGGAGCCCUGGGGCACACCUCUUUUAAUCUCAAUAAAGCUAGACUUGUGAUUCUCAGCAUACUGUAUACAAAUUGUGUUCUGUCAAAGAUGGUUCCUAAACAAAUGUAUCGCCCAUUCACUGAGACCAAUGUUACUGAGUCUAGCUAGCAACAAUUCAUGGUCAAAUGAAUCAAAUGCAUUUGAUAAAUCAACAAACAGAGCAGCACAAUGUUGCUUUUUAUCAAGUGUAGUUGUCAUUUGACACGGGCACAGCACCACAACUGUAGCUAUGGCGAUCUAAAGCCAGACUAAACCCCACUCAGUGUGUUCUUUUCAAUGAAGACGUUUAACUGAGUUCACUAGGGAUUCAUAGACUUUGGCCAGGAUAGGGAGUUUGGAGAUGGGAUGAUAGUUAUUAGCGUCUGAGGGAUCUCCACCCCUUUUAGUAGUGGGAGGAUAUAAGCCUAUUUCCAAAUGCUGGGUAUGGAAUUGGUCAAGAGACUCAAGUCAAAUGUGAGCCACAGGUUCAGUAAUAAUACCAGUUGCUAUAUUUAAUGCAGACACGGGGAAGAAACUGAGGAAGUGACAGAUAUAGGGGAGGCAAUCAAUAAAGUAAUGGAGUCCACGUGAGUCCCUUGAAGCGCUGAUGAGCAUAACGAUGCUGACAGGUGUGCGUAAUGAUGGGCCGCCUGGCUUCCCUCGAGGACCGGAGAGGGGGAGCGGGCGCAGGCGUGACACUUGGUGGUUCCAAAUUUCCUCCAUUUAAGAAUGAUGGAGGCCAAUGUGUUCUUGGGGACCUUCAAUUCUGCAGAAAUUUGUUGGUACCCUUCCCCAGAUCUGUGCUUCGUCACAAUCCUGUCUCGGAGCUCUACGGACAGUUCUUUUGACCACAUAUGCUGAGCACUUGUUGGCUGCUUUUCCUUCACUCUGCGGUCCAACUCAUCCCUAACCAUCUGAAUUGGGUUGAGGUCAGGUGAUUUUGGAGGCCAGGUCAUCUGAUGCAGCACUCCAUCACUCUCCUUCUUAAUAAAAUAGCCCUUACACAGCCUGGAGGUGUGUUGGGUCAUUGUCCUGUUGAAAAACAAAUGCCCGCAAAACCCAAACCAGAUGGGAUUGCGUAACGCUGUGGUAGCCAUGCUCAUUAAGUGUGCCUUGAAUUCUAAAUAAAUCACAGACAGUGUCACCAGCAAAGCAUCCCCACACCAACACACCUCCUCCUCCAUGCUUCACAGUGGGAACCACACAUGCAGAGAUCAUCCGUUCACCUACUCUGCAUCUCACAAAGACAUGACGAUAGGAACCAAAACUCUCAAAUUUGAUCUCAUCAGACCAAAGGACAGAUUUCCACCGGUCUAAUGUCCAUUGCUCGUGUUUGUUGGCCCAAACAAGUCUCUUCUUAUUAUUGGUGUCCUUUCAUAGUGAAUUAUUUGCAGAAUUUUGACCACGGAGGCCUGAUUCCCGCAGUCCCUUCUGAACAGUUGAUGUUGAGAUGUGUCUGUUACUUGAACUCUGUAAAGCAAUGGACAUUAGACCGGUGGAAAUCUGUCAGAUGACCAACAUAAUCACCCAAUUGAGAUGGUUUGGGAUGAGUUGGACCGCAGAGUGAAGGAAAAGCAGGCAAGUGCUCAGCAUAUUUGGGAACUCCUACAAGACUGUUGGAAAAGCAUUCCAGGUAAAGCUGAUUGAGAGAAUGCCAAGAGUGUGCAAAGCUGUCAUCAAGGCAAAGGGUGGCUACCUUGAAGA